This is a messenger RNA of Chrysoperla carnea, 2749 nucleotides long. Its product is annotated as zinc finger protein 555-like. The record is from RefSeq and is a predicted model, not a curated record. Bases 1 to 2706 code for a protein of 901 amino acids. NCBI's taxonomy places the organism in Eukaryota, Metazoa, Arthropoda, Insecta, Neuroptera, Chrysopidae. The transcript has a single exon.
AUGACAAGUUUAACAAAUGAUGAAAAUCAAAUGAUGAUUAUCAUAAAAUGUAUUUCAAGAUUCAAAAAAUUACAAACCGAUAACUUACCACAACAAAUAUGUACAGAAUGUUUAUCACAAUUACGCAUUUCGUAUGAUUUCAAGCAAAAAUUUAUAUUAUCUGAGAAAAUAUUGUACGAUCUACUUUCAAAAACAAAUCAAUCGAAUAAAACUAAACUAGAUUUGAGAAGCAAUUUCGAUGAAAAUUUAGUUUUAUUCAGACAAGAAGAUGAGUCUGGACAAACUAUUAAAAAAGAAAUUGAUGAAAAUUGGGACAAUGAACAUGAAUUGAAUCAAAAGAAAAUCGAAUUUGAACAAAUUAAUGUAGUUGAGAAAUUGAAAUCGCCUGAAAUUGAUGAAAAUUGGGAUAAUAAAAAUGAAAAUGACCCUAAUCAAAAGAAAAUUAAUGACGUUGAGGAGGAAAACAAAAAGGAUGAAUUAAAUCAAAAGAAAAUCGAGUUAGUGAAAUCAAUGUAUGAAUUUUUAUGUGCGGAUAAGCCAUGUAUUAAAUUAGACGAUUUAGUUUGUAAUAUGUGUAAUCGAAAUUUCUCUACGCGUGAAAAUUUACUCAAACACGUUAAAACUCAUGCUAAAAGUAUUGACGGUUUUCAAUAUUCACACAUUUGUCCACUUUGUGAUGAAGGAUUUUAUUCGCUAAGUAGCUUAAAUGGACACAUGAGAGUUCAUUCCUAUGGUCCAUCAUAUCGCUGUGAUUUAUGCCCAAAAGUUUUCAUAAAACUAGAUGCAUUUGCGAAACAUUAUAGCACGACACAUAAUGCAAAACCAGUUGAUUGCACUAAAUGUUCAAAAAAAUUUGUUCACCCCUUACUGGUGGAACGUCAUGAGCAAGAAGCUCACAAUGAAGUGGAACGUGUAUGUAAUGACUGCGGUGAAAAAUUUUCAACUAAAUUAAGUUUUAGACAACAUCGUCUUAAACAUUACAGACAAGGAAUAUUCUCUUGCAUGAAUUGUGAUAAAACUUACACAAGAUUGGCAACAUUAAGGAAACACGUUCGUAUUGCACAUAAAAACGUGCGAGCUUAUCUCGAAUGCAACAAAUGUUUGAAAAAAUUUGUACAUCCGAUACAAUUAAAGCGUCACGAACAAUUAUUUCACAGUCGUACAGAAACAAACUACACAUGUGAUGUUUGUGGUGAGAAAUUUAUGGCGUCCAUUAAAUUAAAGCAACAUAAAAAAAACCAUUUAGAUGCAAAGGACGGCAACAAUAAGGCCGAAUUGAAUCAAGACACAACUGAAUUAGCAAAAUCAAUGUAUGAAUUCUUAUGUGCGGAUAAACCAUGUAAAUUAGACGAAUUAGUUUGUAAUAUAUGUAAACGAAAUUUCUCUACGCGUGAAAACUUACUCGCGCACGUUAAAACUCAUGCUAAGAGUAUUGUCGGUUUCGAAUAUUCACAUUUUUGUACACUCUGUGAUGAAGGUUUUUAUUCUAUAAGAAGUUUAAAUGGACACUUAGCACGUCAUUCUUAUGGUCCAUCAUAUCAUUGUGAUUUAUGCUCAAAUGUUUUUGUAAAAUUAAAUGCAUUAGGGAAACAUUAUAGUACGGCACAUGAUGAUGCAAAGCCCGUUGAAUGCACUAAAUGUUCAAAAAAAUUUCCACAUCCCUUACUAAUGGAACGUCAUGAGCAAGAAGCUCACAAUGAAGUGGAACGCGUAUGCAAUGAUUGCGGUGAAAAAUUUUCAACUAAAUUAAGUUUCAGACAACAUCGAAUUCAACAUUACAAACAAGGAUCAUUCUCUUGCAUGAACUGUGAUAGAACUUAUACAACAUUGGAGACAUUAAAAAAACAUGUUCGUAUUGCUCAUAAAAACGUUCAAGAUCAUCUUGAAUGUAAAAUAUGUUUAAAAAAAUUUAUACAUCCGAUACAAUUAAAGCGGCACGAACAAACAUUUCACAGACGUAAAGAAAAAAAUUACGUAUGCGAUGUUUGUGGAGAAAAAUUUGUGCUGUCUUUUAAAUUAAAGCAACAUAAAAAAAAACAUGUUGAUUCAGAACUGUUUAAAUGCUCAUACUGUGAUAAAACUUAUAAUGCACAACAAAAUUUAAAACGUCAUAUUCGUUUACAACAUGCGAACAUGGGUAAAAAUCCCGAGGAAGUAGAACAGACAGCAGCGCAAACUGAUAUCGAUUCUCAAGUAUGUUUUAUUUGUGGUAAACAUGUUAAAUAUCUUAAAAUACAUUUAAAAUCGCAUGCUAAAUCCGAGAAUAAAUGUCCGGUGUGUUCAAAAAUAUAUACUUCUGAAUACUGCUUACAAAAACAUAUGAAACUUCAACAUCCAGAGGAUGGUAUUGGAAAAAGAGUUAUUUGUCCAAUAUGUAAUAAAGUAUUAGCUGAACCUGGUUAUUUAGCAAAACACAUGGAAUGCGUUCAUUCAACAGUUAAACGACAUGAGUGUACAUUUUGUGAGAGCAAAUAUAAAUUGAAAUCACAUCUUAAUCAACAUAUACGAAACGUACAUAAUAAUGAAAGACCUCAUAAGUGUACAAUUUGUGAAAUGGGAUUUUUUGCAAAAUUUUCUUUACAAUCACAUAUGAGAAAACAUGAGGGUAAAAGACCGUAUGCCUGUAAUAAGUGUGAUGAAUCUUUCAGAAAGAAAAAUGGUUUGGUUAAUCACAUGAAAAUUCAUUCAAGUGGCUUAGAUAUAUAAACCAGUAGUAUAUUCCUAUUUCGAUAUGUCGAUAUUGAAGUUA